CAUUUCCCUGGCAAAUGUAGUCACCACAACCAGUCACACUUCUCUCCUCCCUGCUCUACCACCACUCUACCGCCUCCUUCCUUCAUCCCUCAUUUUGCACAAGUCCCAAGAGGAUAAGAUGCCAUGGAGGCCACGGGGGGAACGGUCCUUUGUGUCUGCUCGCUGCUGGUCCUCCUAACAGACGUCAGCGCAAAGUUCAUCCACGUCCCUUCAUCAACCCGUCACGGCAUCGAAGGGAAGUCCGUAUGCCUGCCCGUUGAGGUGUACUUCCAAUUGAACGAGGUGGAUAUCCAGGGAACGUGGGCCCACACCUCGACGAGCGGCACCAGCACCACUGUGGUGACAUUUACCAAAGUCUCCAACAUCCCCAACAUGAUUUACCACGACCACAUCUCGUUCAAAGAGCCCAAUAUGACUUUGCUGAUACGGAAAUUAAACCAGCGUGACGAGGGAAUUUAUCACCUCAACCUCAACGUCGUGUUUCUUAACAAGUCGGGGCAGAUUUUCAAAGAGGAGAGGACAGUGCGUGUCACUGUUGAUGUUCCUGUAUCCACUCCGAUCAUUGAGAAGAGCCCGUCUUAUGCGCUGGUUGAGGACAAGGCCAACGUGACGUGGACAUGUUCGGUGGAGAGAGGAACAAGGGUUGCGUUUCAGUGGUACAGAGACAAUAAGCUCCUGGGUGUCAGUGACAGAUAUCACUUUUCCAAAGACAAAUCCACACUGCUCAUCAGUCCGAUUAAAAAAGAGGACAAGGGAAGUUACCGAUGUGUGGCGAGCAACCCCGUCAGCCAGGAGGGAUGCGAAAAGGCCGUGGAGCUCACCGUUUACUAUGGCCCGUACAACUUAGAGGUGAACUCCGAGCAAGGCCUCCGCACCGGGGGUGUGUUCACCAUCAACCCUGGAGAACUGGUCUUCUUUGAUUGCCAGGCUGAUUCCAACCCCCCCAACAGCUACGUGUGGAUCUCCAAGGGGCCCAACACGACCACGCAGGUCAUCACCGAGGGCCCGCGGUUGGAGAUUCUCUCCUACAGACUGGCCCAGGCUGAGGAGUACCUAUGCCGCGCCUUCAACAAUGUGACGCAAAAGCAAGACGAGACCCAGUUUACCUUGGUGGUCGCCAGCCUGGGAACAGGAAAAGAUAAGCACACCCAGGAUCACAAUGGCGUAUCCCCGCUGGCUGUUAUUACUGUGUGUUCUUUGUUCAUCAUCGGUGGCAUGCUGCUCGUCUUUUUUAAGAAAGCUUGUCACCCAAAGACAGUGCUCAUGAGAAUUUAUAACAGCAGACUCAUCUCUGAUCAGGAACGACCACAUCGAUCAGGCCAUGAGGAUGCAACUGAAGACUUUGGUAUCUAUGAAUUUGUCUCCAUACAUGGGACCAUAGAAUCUGCUAGGGUAUCAUGCAAAUCCCUGGCUCGCCUGGAGUCAGUCCAGGAUAUGCACACCACAAUCUAUGAUGUGAUCAGGCACGUUCCCGAAACCCCUGGCCAGAGUUUGCUCGAGUGACUUUUAAGUCAUCAACUUAAAAAAUUCGAUUUGUGUUUGUUUUGAGGCUCUUGUCAAAGCCCAAGGCACUGCUGACUCAUUGUUUGCACUCGAGCUGAUAGAGACCUGUGCCAGUACACAAUCAUAUUGUGCACUGUUGUGGUCCACAUGCUAAGGCAGAUCAUUUAUUUGAUUAAUUUGACUGUAUUUACUCAAUUUGAGAUGAACAUACACAGGGUGAUGUCAACGUAAGCAUACUUAGAGAGAGAGCUCAAAUUUAUUAACCAAAAAAUGUUCAUUUCAUGUUGUUCCUGAAAGAAAGUGAAUUUUGAGACCGGUAUUUUUUGUAACAUGUUAAUGAAAGAGUGAGAUGGAAAACUGUAAAUACUGUACAUAGAUUAUGAGAUUCUUUUAAAACACCUGUAUGAUUCUAUGUCUAUGUUUUCUUCGGAUCUAUUUAUUCCUAUUUGAAACCCUUCAGCUUGGUUCUAUAAAUGUAGCAUUUGUCUGUGUGUAUAAAUAUGAAAGCUGAAUGAUUGUGUGUUUUUUUUAAAUUAAUGUAUAGUUUGCAUUUUUGUUUUUUUUAUUUCAAUAAAUAUGUCAGUAUGACAUGAUGGAUGCCAA
Syngnathus acus (greater pipefish) is the source of this 2106-nucleotide messenger RNA. RefSeq names its product HEPACAM family member 2 (gene hepacam2). The coding region runs from base 124 to 1503 and encodes 459 amino acids. Lineage: Eukaryota; Metazoa; Chordata; Actinopteri; Syngnathiformes; Syngnathidae. The transcript is spliced from 9 exons. The record is from RefSeq and is a predicted model, not a curated record.